AUGUCGGGCUAUUCCCAGGAGCUCGAUUCCCCAUCCGGGGGGACCGCCCAGUCGCCGGUGUCCGACGAGGAGGUCUACUAUGCCACAGUGUCCUCGGCGCCGCCCAAGCGGCGCGCGGGGCGCACCAAGUUCCGCGAGACGCGGCACCCGGUGUACAGGGGAGUGAGGCGCCGCAGCGCCGGGAAAUGGGUGUGCGAGGUGCGGGAGCCCAACAAGAAGUCGCGCAUAUGGCUGGGCACCUUCCCCACCGCCGAGAUGGCGGCGCGGGCGCACGACGUGGCCGCCAUGGCCCUGCGCGGGCGCGCGGCGUGCCUCAACUUCGCCGACUCCGCGUGGCGGCUCCCCGUUCUCCCCCGCUCCGCCACCGCCCGGGAGAUCCAGCAGGCCGCGGCCAAGGCCGUCCAGACGUUCAUCCUGGAGAGCGCUGGUGCCGACGAGGGCGGCGCGGUCGGCACACCGUCGUCGGACAUGGCCGAAACGCCGCCGCCAGCGGAGGCGCCGGCGUUGGAGGAGAUCGAGGGGGGCUACCUGGACUUGGACUUCGGGCUGGAGGACUACCUGGCGAACAUGAGGAUGCUCUCCCCACUGCACCCCAUUCAAAUGCACAACCACUGGGGAGGGGGCUUCUGGGACGACGUGGAGGCCGACUCCGACGUGUCGCUCUGGAGCUACUCCAUCUGA
Messenger RNA from Spirodela intermedia, 681 nucleotides. Lineage: Eukaryota; Viridiplantae; Streptophyta; Magnoliopsida; Alismatales; Araceae. The record is from the annotation of a GenBank genome assembly.